UUCGCGGGCAGUAAUGGCGGCCACCAUGGAGACAGCAACCAGCAUGAAAAAUAUGCUGCAGUUCAUGAAACUUAUCGGACAGCUCAAAAGAGUCCCACGGACCGGCUGGGUGUACAGGAAUGUGAAGAAGCCAGAGAGUGUGUCAGACCACAUGUACCGCAUGGCCAUGAUGUCUCUGACCAUCACCGACCCCACAGUGGACAAGGACAGAUGUAUGAAGCUGGCUCUGGUUCAUGACAUGGCAGAGUGCAUUGUGGGAGAUAUCGCUCCAUCGGACAACGUCAGUAAAGCAGAGAAACACAGGCGAGAAGAGGAGGCGAUGAGGCAUCUGUCAGGUCUGCUGCCGGAGGGACUCAAACAGGAGAUCUACGGAGUCUGGGAGGAGUAUGAAAACCAGAGCAGCCCAGAGGCCAGGUUAGUGAAACAGUUUGACCUCAUGGAGAUGAUCCUGCAGGCUCAUGAGUAUGAGGAGCUGGAGGGAACGCCGGGAAGACUGCAGGAGUUCUUUGACUCCACCAAUGGUCGUUUCCAGCACCCAGACGUACUCCAGCUCCUCAGCUCUUUAAAUGAAGAGAGACAGUGUCACAUGACCAAAACAGCUGAAGCAAAGAACUCUGAGAACUCACAGACAGUCAGUGCUGUAUCUUCACAGCCACAUAAUACUUCACACACUCCCUGACUGUAACACAAAAUGUGUAAGUGCAAGGAUGCGCAAAGAAAUCACAGGAUCAGGGGAGAACUGUUUUUCAGGAGUUUCAUCUCCUCAUUGUUGAGGCGUUAGUGAUAUUAGAGCUGAGAAUGAAGGCACAUAGAUAUCUAUCCCAUACUGGGAAGUAUAUUAUCACUGCAAUGCAAGAAUUGCCUGAUAAUAUACAAAUACAAUAACUUGUCAAAAUUCAAUUAAAUGUCCCUAGAAAUGGGUUGAAAAAUGUGAUAAAACCUGUAAAAUUCCUGGUACGUCAUGACAUAGAGGCAGAUUUCACCCCCAUUACAUUUCUGUUAACUAUGCCGACAUUUUCUUAAAGGGACAGUUCACCCCAAAAUCAAAAAUACACAUUUUUCCUCUUACCUGUAGUGCUGUUUAUCAGUCUAGAUUGUUUUGGUGUGAGUUGAAGAGUGUUGGAGAUAUCAGCUGUAGAGGUGUCUGCCUUCUCUCCAAUAUAAUGGAACUAGAUGGCACUCAGCUUGUGGUGCUCAAAGUGCCAAAAAAUUCUUUUAAAAAAACUCAACAUCAAUGUCUCUUUCCAGAAAUCAUGACCUGGUUACUCAAGAUAAUCCACAGACCUUGGUGUGAGCAGCUUGAUGUAGGAACUAUUUUCUUUCUACCAAACUACACCCACCAACUGUAUCACCGUGCAGAAGGAAGGGUGCAUCUACUGCUAGCUCACCUCGCAUCACUGAGCUAGCUAACAUUACAGCUAACCUGAAGAGGACGCCAUUACUUUUUAGACCGCACACUGUAACGAGCACAAGCCUCUUGUCCAAGAGUAGAUGCACGCCUCCUUCUGUGCCGUGAUCAGUGGUGGGCAGAGUACUUAAAAUCUAUACUCAAGUAAAAAUACAACUACUUCUGUAAAAGUAAAGUGAGAAUUACCAUUAGAGGAACCUUUUCAAGUAACAGUAAAAAAAAAAGGUACCAGAUUAAUAAAUUACUCAAGGUACAAGUUACUUUACAUUUUGAUAUUUUUCAAGGUUGAGCAGGUCAGUGCAAAAGAAUGAAAAAAAGAGCAGCUGUAGGAUGCAGGAAAUAUCUUUUCUUUGUACCGAUCUACGCCCACCAACUGUAUCACCAUGCAGAAGGAAGUGUACAUCUACUGUUAGCUCACCUAGCACCACUGAGCUAGCUACCGUUACAGCUCAGCCAAGGAGGAUGCCAUUAAUGUUUUCAUCUCACGCCAUCAUGAGCACAAGCCUCUUGUCCAUGAGUAGAUGCACACUUCCUUCUGUGUGGUGAUACAGUUGGUGGGUGUAGUUUGGUAGAAAGAAAAUAGUUCCUACAUGAAGCUGCUCACAACAAGGUCUGUGGAUUAUCUUGAGUAACCAGGUCAUGAUUUCUGUAAACAGACAUUGAUGUUGCCAUCUAGUUCCAUUAUAUUGGAGAGAAGGCAGACAUCUCUACAGCUGAUAUCUCCAACACUCUGCAACUCACACCAAAACAAUCUAGACUGGUGAAUAGCACUAAAUAGGAAAAAUAUGUGUUUUUGAUUUUGGGGUGAACUGUCCCUUUAAGAUCAACACGCUUUAUUGCUUGUUUCCAGUCCACUGACAAACACAUUUUGACAUGUUAUUAUAUGUUUUAUCUGGCAGCAGACAUUUCAUAAUACGGUUAUAGAUGUGGAUUUUAUUUUACGUGAACCAUUUUUCAGUUGCACAUUGUUACAUUUACCAUGUUUGGUCUCAGUUUCAAUACGUUCAGUCACAGUUUCAAGUGUUUAUUGUAAAACAGUCAUAUAUAAUAUUUGGUUUGGGUUAAACGAUCUUUAAUAUCAAUCCAUCAGCCAUAGAAACGGUUCUGUACAAUGUUAAACACAAUGUUAUUUUAUUUGAAUGUCACAGUCUUUGGGUGUAAAAAGGUUUUUUAACUGAUGCUGUAUUCAAAUUUCUUCCAAACACAUUGUACAGAUGUAAGAUAUGAACUGUAAUUUUCCAGACAGAACAUGAAUUACCUCAGUUAUCUGGUCACAGGUCAGCUUGUUCCAGCUACAUAUGAUUCUUUCAGUACUUGAAUGUUGACAUGAAGUUUAUUAAAUACAUUUCAGACA
Molecule: messenger RNA, 2762 nt
Organism: Epinephelus moara (kelp grouper)
Lineage: Eukaryota; Metazoa; Chordata; Actinopteri; Perciformes; Serranidae
Gene: hddc2
Product: HD domain containing 2
Exons: 6
Coding region: 14-679 (221 amino acids)
Cellular component (GO): cytoplasm
Molecular function (GO): 5'-deoxynucleotidase activity
Source: RefSeq, a predicted model, not a curated record